CCCUCUUGAUAUAAGAAAGGGAGUAGAAAGAGGGGCGUGACCUGUAGCAAGGCAGUUUCUUAGUUCAGUGCCUCCCCGCGGCAAAGUGAGGUUCAGGGGCUGGCGGCAGGGGUUCAGGCCACUGGUGCCAUUGUGACACGGUGAGCGCUGUGACGCGGACAAAGGCUCAGCCUCCAGUCACUUCAGGACUCCUCUCUGCUGCUCCCUACCCCACCCUACCCGCUUAGGUAGCCCCCAGAGCUCUUGUUCAACUAGUAUGGACUUCAUGGCUGUACCACAAAUUAAAAUACUGUUUGUUUCUGUAUGGUUGGUAAACACCCCUGGCUGACCACCUGUGCUCAUGACACGUGGGCUCCCAUCUGGCAUGUGCAUGUGGCAAACACACACUUCAGUAACAGAUGGGGGUCUGACUGCAGGAGGCUUCUAAGGCCCUGAUCCAGUAUCUGACUUGACUGGUUGGUUCCCUGUUCCUAUCAGUUCAAUAUUUUUAUUAUCCCUACCUUUUAUAACCCAGUGGUUCUACAUGUUGUUGAACUUUCUCAGUGCCUUAUGGGGUAGGAACUGCAAACUCAAUGCCUCCAGGGGCCUGGACAGCUAGGGGAAAUUAGUGGAGCUGCUGGGUGGAACUAUAGCAAAAUGAAAAGCUCUCCCACUCUAAAAAAACGGGGGGUGGGGGGUAGUGACACAGCUCAGCUCCAAGUUUCCAUGCAGGAAUGCAGACCAGAUCAUACGAUUUUCCACAGAAACUGGAAAGAGAUUUUUGUGGGCACGGUCAUUGUAGAGCGCUGGUGGAAGGUGCCGCUAGCGGGAGAAGGCCGGAAACCGCGCCUGCACCGGCGACACCGCGUCUACAAGCUCGUGGAAGAUACGAAACACCGGCCCAAAGGCAGCCUGGAGCUCAUCCUCACCCAGUCGGUGGACGAACUUGGAGUCCGAGGUGACCUGGUCUCGGUGAAAAAAUCUGUGGGCCGUAAUCGACUACUUCCUGAAGGACUGGCUGUGUAUGCAUCUCCUGAAAACAAGAAGCUGUUUGAAGAGGAGAAAUUGCUGAGACAAGAAGGAAAACUAGACAAGAUCCAGACCAAGGCAGGUGAGGCGACAGUGAAAUUUCUGAGGAGUUGUCACCUGGAGGUAGGAAUGAAGAACAAUGUCAAAUGGGAGCUAAACCCUGAAAUAGUUGCCCGCCACUUUCUGAGAAAUCUUGGCGUUGUGGUUGCCCCACAUGCAUUAAAGUUGCCCGAAGAGCCCAUCACCCAGAGGGGUGAGUACUGGUGCGAGGUGACGGUAAAUGGACUUGACACUGUGAGGGUACCUAUGUCGGUGGUGAACUUUGAGAGGCCCAAAACCAAAAGAUAUAAGUACUGGUUAGCCCAGCAAGCUGCCAAGGGAAUGGCCUCCACCAGCUUCCAGAAGAUCUGAACCUGUUCUCCCUUGAAAGCAGCGAAGCAGAAACAGGAACGGUGGAGCAAAGAUGAACCAGCACCGUGAUGCUGCUCCUAGCUCUGACCAAACACGGGAUUUUAGAGAGCGUACGGAGGCACCAACAGCAGACCGGACUGUAUGUAUGUGUUGAAUCGUCCAUAUUUGCCAUCUUCAACAGUUACCACGUUUGGCCUUAUUGGGGAUGACUGCUCCAGAAGUACAGGCUGUGGAUUUGAUAAGCUAAAUGUUAAUAGACCAAAAGAGUCUAGAUCCUACUUAGCCUCUUCCUUCAUUGGAAUUCAUUGCAAUAAAUG
Molecule: messenger RNA, 1736 nt
Organism: Odocoileus virginianus texanus
Lineage: Eukaryota; Metazoa; Chordata; Mammalia; Artiodactyla; Cervidae
Source: RefSeq, a predicted model, not a curated record